ACACACAUUACUCUCUCUCUCUCUCUCUCUCUCUCUCUCUCUCCAAACCCAGCCUCGCGCGGCAAAACGUCACUCGGAGCUGGGAGGGGAAAGAGAAGGGAGGUGGGGUCGGAGGAUCCGGGAGGGAGCAGGAACAGUCACUGCUUCUACUGCUGGUCUGCGGGUGCUGCUCCUGGGGCGAGCUGGGAGCGGCCCCCAGCCAGAGACGAAGGAGGAAGAGGACGAAGAGAGUAAAGAACAUGGUGGAGCUGGAGACAGCAGUGGCCAGAGGAAAAGCUCGUGCCCAGGCUGGUAGUCCAUCCUGUCAUUACCCCCGCGCCUCCUGCUAACGUGGGCCCCACCAGACCCCAGCUGUCAAGCUACAAGGCUAAGUUGAAUCUGUUCAUGUUGGUGGGUCUUAUUAUCCCUGCUUCUGAAUGAACUGAACACUGUGGUGCAGGAGAGAGUUCAGGACUGGGAAUCAGGAGAGAUGUGGAUUUGAACCUGCUUCUCAUGCUUAAAAUCUGUCUGAUCCAAGACAUAGCAAUAAAGAUGAGAGUGGAGUAAGCGGACAGACAUCCCCUUCCGAGCUCUCCCUCCUCCCCACCAUGAGCCACGUGGAAGGACCGCCAGAUGUGGAGGUGACUGAUGAGCCAGGAAGCGGAGAAUCUGGAGAAGUGAAUGAAUCCGUGGAGGCUGAUCUGGAGCAUCCUGAAGCGGAGGAGGAGCAGCGGCUGCAGCCGCAGCACGCAACUCCGUACCCUGGCGACCCUGUGCAAGGAACACGCGGUCCCCAGCCGGUCCAGGGGCUGGAAGAGGAGGACCGAGGGAGCUCCCUGGCCCGCUCGGCCAGCACGGAGAGCGGCUUCCACAAUCACACCGACACGGCUGAAGGGGACAUUAUCGCCGCUUCGGCUGAGGACGGCUAUGACCCCGAGCGGGCCCAGGAGAACGAGGACGAGAGUGCCUAUGCCGUGCAAUACCGGCCCGAGGCCGAGGAGUACACAGAGAACGCUGAAGCGGAGCACGCCGAGGCCUCUCACCGCCGGAGCCUGCCCAACCACCUGCACUUCCACUCGCUAGAGCACGAAGAGGCCGUGAACGCCGCCUACUCGGGAUACGUCUACACUCACCGGCUCUUCCAGCACAGCGAGGACGAGCCCUACGCCGAGCCUUACGCAGACUAUGCGGGGCUGCAGGAGCACGUGUACGAGGAGAUCGGAGACACGGCUGAGCUUGACAGCCGGGACGGUCUGCGACUGUACCAACGCGAGCGCGAGGAGGUGGACAGCUACCGCAAGGAGGCCCUUGGGGCGCGCCUCCACCACUACGACGAGCGCUCCGAUGGAGAGUCUGACAGCCCCGAGAAGGAGGCGGAAUUCGCCCCCUACCCACGAAUGGAUAGCUAUGAGCAGGAGGAGGACAUCGAUCAGAUUGUAGCCGAGGUGAAGCAGAGCAUGAGCUCCCAGAGCCUCGACAAAGCUGCCGAGGACAUGCCUGAGGCCGAGCAGAACUUGGACGGGGCGCCUAGCCCGGAAGAUGGCUGUGGAAACGCGGAUGAGCUGGGAAGCCCUGGGCAGCCCGCCCCUGUGGGGCCUGGGCCCGCUGUCCUCACGGGCGAGGUAGGGCAGCGUUACAGCAAGGAGAAGAGGGAUGCUAUCUCCCUGGCCAUCAAAGACAUUAAGGAAGCCAUCGAGGAGGUGAAAACCAGGACCGUCCGUUCGCCUUAUACGCCAGAUGAGCCAAAAGAGCCCAUUUGGGUCAUGCGGCAGGACAUCAGCCCGACCAGGGACUGUGAUGACCAGAGGCCAGCAGAUGGAGAUUCUCCAUCUCCUGAUUCUUCCUCACCCCGGGGUGCUGAAUCAUCCGGCAGACAGCAUCAGCAAGAUGACCUGGCAGAAUCCUCCGGUAACAAAGAGUCAAGGAAAAGCUUGGCUUCAUUCCCAACGUACGUUGAAGUUCCAGGACCAUGUGAUCCCGAAGACUUGAUCGAUGGCAUCAUUUUUGCAGCCAAUUACCUUGGCUCCACCCAGCUGCUUUCUGACAAAACCCCCUCCAAGAAUGUUCGAAUGAUGCAAGCACAGGAAGCAGUAAGCAGAAUAAAGAUGGCCCAGAAAUUAGCCAAAAGCAGGAAGAAGGCUCCUGAAGGAGAAUCUCAGCCCAUGACAGAAGUAGAUCUCUUCAUCUCUACACAGAGAAUAAAAGUCUUGAAUGCAGAUACACAGGAAACAAUGAUGGAUCACCCACUAAGGACCAUUUCCUACAUUGCAGACAUUGGGAAUAUUGUUGUGCUGAUGGCCCGCAGGCGAAUGCCCCGUUCCAAUUCCCAAGAUAAUGUGGAAGCCUCUCAUCCAUCCCAGGAUGGGAAGAGACAAUACAAAAUGAUCUGCCAUGUCUUUGAAUCUGAGGAUGCCCAGCUGAUUGCACAGUCCAUUGGUCAAGCCUUUAGUGUGGCCUACCAGGAAUUCCUCAGGGCAAAUGGAAUCAACCCAGAAGAUCUCAGCCAAAAAGAGUACAGCGAUCUACUCAACACCCAAGACAUGUACAAUGAUGACCUGAUCCACUUCUCCAAGUCUGAAAAUUGCAAAGAUGUUUUUAUAGAGAAGCAAAAAGGUGAAAUCCUGGGUGUGGUAAUUGUGGAAUCUGGCUGGGGAUCCAUCUUGCCAACAGUGAUCAUAGCCAAUAUGAUGCAUGGAGGACCAGCAGAGAAAUCAGGAAAGCUAAAUAUUGGGGACCAAAUCAUGUCCAUUAAUGGUACCAGCCUUGUUGGCCUCCCUCUUUCCACUUGUCAGAGCAUUAUUAAGGGUUUAAAGAAUCAAUCUCGAGUAAAGCUGAACAUUGUAAGAUGCCCCCCAGUCACUACUGUGCUGAUCAGAAGACCAGACCUCCGAUAUCAGCUGGGUUUCAGUGUCCAGAAUGGAAUCAUUUGCAGCCUCAUGCGAGGAGGGAUAGCAGAGCGGGGUGGAGUUCGAGUGGGACAUCGAAUCAUUGAAAUCAACGGACAGAGUGUUGUUGCCACACCCCAUGAGAAGAUUGUUCACAUUCUCUCCAAUGCUGUUGGGGAGAUUCACAUGAAAACAAUGCCAGCCGCAAUGUACAGACUGUUGACCGCACAAGAACAGCCUGUUUACAUCUGAGAAGCCGUGGUCCUCACUUUAUAACAUGCAUGGAGGGUGCCUCUUCACUAGUGGCUAUGUUUCUAGUGCUGCAUAUUUGUGAUAAUGGAAAUAUUUUGUUUGUAUUCUCUCACACACACAAUAUUUUGUCAUGCACCAGAAGAAAAGUAUACAUGAGGAUCCCUUUUUUCUCCCUUGCUCCAUCUUUCCCCUCAGUCCCCAUCCCCAAAUACAAGUGAUAUUUUAAUGUG
Sarcophilus harrisii (Tasmanian devil) is the source of this 3346-nucleotide messenger RNA. RefSeq names its product amyloid beta precursor protein binding family A member 1 (gene APBA1). Gene Ontology annotation, biological process: chemical synaptic transmission. Bases 588 to 3116 code for a protein of 842 amino acids. The record is from RefSeq and is a predicted model, not a curated record. Gene Ontology annotation, cellular component: cytoplasm; dendritic spine; plasma membrane. The transcript has 14 exons. Gene Ontology annotation, molecular function: protein binding; amyloid-beta binding. NCBI's taxonomy places the organism in Eukaryota, Metazoa, Chordata, Mammalia, Dasyuromorphia, Dasyuridae.